This is a messenger RNA of Diversispora eburnea, 1388 nucleotides long. The record is from the annotation of a GenBank genome assembly. Lineage: Eukaryota; Fungi; Glomeromycota; Glomeromycetes; Diversisporales; Diversisporaceae.
CAUCUAAAAUUUACGAUAAAAGAGUGAAAGAUAAACGAGACCUUCAAUUUUGUUUAAAACCAAUCUCUGGAAAAAAAGUAUUUACCACUAAUUCAGAAUAUACCAAUGAUAUUAUUAAUGAAAAUACCCGUGUCACUUAUAAACCAACUGUAAUAAUUUACGUCGAUAACGAAAGAGAUGUUGCAACUUCCAUAAAAUGUGCGAAAACUUUGGGAAUUGGGAUUACUGCGAGAUCAGGUGGACAUUCAUAUGAAAGUUAUGGUACAGGUGGUAAAGAUGGUGUGAUAGUAGUAGAUGUGACCAAUUUGAAUCAAAUUCUUAUUGAUUCCAAUAAAAAAACUGCUAUUAUUGGAGCUGGACAGCGAUUAGGUCCAAUUUAUUUUGCCUUAAGUGAAAAAGGAUUUUUGAUACCUGCUGGUACUUGUCCUAGUGUUGGUAUCGCUGGUCAUGCAUUAGGGGGGGUAAGAAGAAAAUUUGGUCUUACCUCUGAUAAUGUAAUUUCUAUUCAAAUAGUCAAUGCGAAUGGUCAAUUGAUUACAGCGGAUAACGAUCAAAAUUCUGAUUUAUUCUUUGCCCUUCGUGGCGCAGGGGGUGGAAGUUAUGGAAUAGUUACAUCAUUAACAUUUAAACUUUCAAAUGUUCCCGAUAAAGUCACAUCGAUUAGUAUUAAUUAUGAUCUAUCAAAUAUUCAAACAAUUUUUGAUGCAAUUCAUCAAUAUGGUGCAAAACUUCAAAAAGAAGUAACAUUCUCUUUAGAAUUUUCACAAUCUGGCUUUCAACUUACUGGUGUAUAUCUCGGAAAUAGUCAAGAAGCUAAAGAAGCUAUGCAAGAUAUUGUAUCAGCUACAAAUGCUAAUCCUCAAUAUAAUGAAGAAACAUUCUUUGACAGUGUAGUCAGAUGGUCAUAUACUGAUCCUGAACAAGUUAAAAAUCCACAACAUCAUCCAUACAGUUUCAAAGCAAAAACAUUCUUUGUAAAUUCACCUGGUCUCUCUCAAGAUGGUAUUCAAUUUAUUGUUAAUUUUAUUAAAACACAACCAUGUUCUACCCUUGCCAUGUUUGAUUUAUAUGCUGGUAGUUUAAUAAAUUCGGUAGAUUUAGAUGCUACAGCUUUUGUUCAUCGAAAUUCAUUAUAUGGGAUACAAGUAUUAAGCACUUUGACAGGACAAUCUGAUUUAUGUUUGAGUAAUUUAAAAUCAUUUGGUGUUGAAUUCCAGAAAAAAUAUACAAGUCAAUUUAGUUAUCAAAAUUAUAUUGAUAGAGAUUUAAUUGAUUGGCAACAUAAAUAUUAUGGAUCAAAUUUUGAUAAAUUGGUAGAGAUAAAAAAGAAAUAUGAUCCUAAUAACUUAUUUUCAUUUCCUCAAAGUAUUCCUGUAAAUUCAAAUUAA